Micropterus dolomieu (smallmouth bass) is the source of this 1356-nucleotide messenger RNA. RefSeq lists its product as uncharacterized. Bases 337 to 1119 code for a protein of 260 amino acids. The record is from RefSeq and is a predicted model, not a curated record. Gene Ontology annotation, cellular component: mitochondrion. NCBI's taxonomy places the organism in Eukaryota, Metazoa, Chordata, Actinopteri, Centrarchiformes, Centrarchidae. Gene Ontology annotation, biological process: regulation of autophagy. The transcript is spliced from 3 exons.
GCUUUUUUGUCUCUCCAUCAAUACAGUCAGCCAACAACAGUGCUGGGGCUGAGGAAAUGGAUGGUGUGUCUAUUUUUGGAAGCAGGGAAGGAGGGCAAACCAAAAGUAAACUAGGGAGAGAGCGAGGGAGGAGGAGGGAUGUGAGGAGAAGAUAAAUCUGCAUUCUACAGCUGCCUCUGGUCAGAGACAGUUGGAGCUACAGAGAAGCAGCAUCACCGGCUGGAGACACAGCAUCAUACAUUUAAAACAUACUCAGCUGCGAAAAGGCUGCAGGCUGAUAAUUGAGAUUGCAAGAGCAGAGAAAAGAAUAAAAUACUGGACAAAACAAACACAGCUAUGCGUCCACGGUCCAGACUGCUGUCCAAGAGAAGACUCCUGCUGCCCACAAUCAGAGAGGGCACAGAGGAGACGGUGAGGGAUUUGAAUGAGGCCAACACGCUCCACAUCACUGGCCAUGGCCAGGCUGUCUCCUCAGAGGACUACCUCCUCUCCAUCUGCCACCUGGCUCACCCCACCUUCCCCACCUUGGAUGUUUCCUCCUACAACAUCCAGCAGCUGGACUCUGUGCACCAAAGACUGCAGCUGUCACGGCUCAGCGAGACUACAUCAACCACCUUUGAAUUCAAACCCACAGAGGAGGCGCAUGCUAUCGAUACGCAGCAGCGAGAGGGGAAAGAACUGAAUGGCGAGCUGAUGUUAGGCAACGCUGACCCUCUGGAGUAUCUUUAUGGACACCAGAAUAACCUCUCAGGGGGUGUGAGGAGGGCAUUUGUUGAGGCGAGGUGUAUAAGGCAACAUGGGAGCACAUGGGAGGGCCAGGCCCACUCCAGAGCGCUCAGCAUCCCCCAUGCUUCAAGUCCAGACCUCCAAUACCAGAGCAAGAGCACCUGCCCUGAGUUCCACAGCAGCACUAACACUUCUGUACCAAACGUCUCCCCAAAACCAAGCUUAUCCAGGUUGGAUGCCAGAGGGAGCCCAGCAGUCAGAGGAGCAGAGGGGGAGAGACAGAAUCCAACCAUGAAAACAUCCCUCAUAUCCCAGUGGAUCUCUGACUGCAGAUUGGCGUGGAGGGAGGCGCGUGUACGAGUCUGCUUGCUGCCCGCCAUUGCUGAGAUAUAGAGCACAAAUGGACAGACACUAUUGAACUCCAUUCUCAGCUCUGCUGGUGCCAGGCGUUGGAGUUUCUAUGGUAACUGUCGUGGGAUCCUGCUCCGGUAAACACAAGUGUGGAGAAACACAGGCUGACCACAGAUCACAGCUGUAGUGGUGCGACUGCAUCGACUGCAUCGCCUGCACGUCACAAUCAAAAGCAUUUCAUGCCUAAUAAUUGUAAAUUGACUGUACUUGUACAGUACU